CUGCGCGCUCUACGCGGCCGUAUUUAAGCGCUGAGCGCACCAUUCUACCUUCGUAGUCUGUUCAGAAACACUCGUAGGUUCAGCUGUGCAGUAGCAAGAGGCUUCAGAAGAUUCGGUUAAAGUGCGUUUAUUUAAUUCAAUAAAAUUUCUUAAUUUUGUUUUAUUGAAGAGAUCUGAGUAAUUUUUGUUUCAUUUUUUUAACGGUUUUUAGUUGAAACAUUUUUUAAAGCAAAUUAAGUGAACAUAUUUCAAAAAGUUUGGAUUUAAGUUUCUACAAUCAAUAAGCAAAUAAAUAAAUAAUGGCCGAUGAAGCACAAGCACCACCAGCCGGCGAGGAGGCGCCACCAGCGGAGGGUGCCGAAGGUGCGCCCGCCGAUGCGCCACCAGCCGAACCAGCUGAACCCAUUAAACACACCUACACCCUCUUCUACUUCAAUGUGAAAGCAUUGGCUGAGCCGCUACGUUAUUUGUUCGCAUACGGCGGUAUUGAGUACGAGGAUGUGCGUGUCACGCGUGACGAGUGGCCGGCACUCAAGCCGACAAUGCCCAUGGGUCAAAUGCCUGUACUCGAAGUGGAUGGCAAACGUGUACAUCAGAGCAUUUCGAUGGCCCGAUUUUUGGCUCGUACAGUGGGCCUGAACGGCGCCACACCGUGGGAGGAUCUACAAAUUGAUAUUGUUGUUGAUACCAUCAACGAUUUCCGUCUAAAAAUUGCAGUCGUCUCCUACGAACCAGAGGAUGAAAUCAAGGAGAAGAAACUUGUGACACUCAAUACCGAAGUCAUUCCGUUCUAUUUGGAGAAAUUGGAGCAGACUGUUAAGGACAAUGAGGGACAUUUUGCAUUGGGAAAGAUAACAUGGGCCGAUGUCUAUUUCGCCGGAAUCAUUGACUACAUGAACUACAUGGUAAAGCGUGAUCUCCUAGAACAAUAUCCAGCGCUAAAAGCUAUCGUUGAUGAAGUCAAUGCAUUGGAACCAAUCAAGGCCUGGAUCGAGAAGAGACCUGUGACUGAAGUUUAAGAAAACAAAAACAAUAAAAAUACAACCAAGCGAAGCUGAUGAUUAACAACAAAACAGAAAUGAAUAACAACUCUAAAAAAAAACAGCUGAUAGAAAAAAUUUUACUUCCGAUGGGAAGCGAAUGCUGGAGUAGUAGAGGAGAGGAAUAAAAAAAAA
This is a messenger RNA of Rhagoletis zephyria (snowberry fruit fly), 1175 nucleotides long. RefSeq names its product Glutathione S transferase S1 (gene GstS1). Gene Ontology annotation, biological process: glutathione metabolic process. Gene Ontology annotation, molecular function: glutathione transferase activity. The record is from RefSeq and is a predicted model, not a curated record. Lineage: Eukaryota; Metazoa; Arthropoda; Insecta; Diptera; Tephritidae.